CCUGUUGGCGCUGCACAGGGAAGAAGCCGUAGAAGAAGAAUCGGCAUUGUAAACACAGGGGAUAUGGCUGACGAGGGAGGCGGAGGCGAAGAUAACGUUAACAACAACAUGGGGAACCACCUGCAGCUUCUAGCAGACAACGAGGAAGAAGAGGAGGAAGAUAACAUGGAGACUGAGGACCGAGACAGCGACGAGGCGGAAAAGCCCAACGUGAUCACCUUUGACCCCAGUCUUCCCACAUCUCAUGCUUACCUGGGUUCAGACAUGGAGGAGUUUCACGGGCGCACAGUGCAUGAUGACGACAGCUGCCAGACCAUCCCUGUGCUGCCUCACACAGCCGUGAUGCUGGUACCGGGUCAGACGCUGCCCCUGCAGCUCUUCAGGCCGCAGGAAGUCAGCAUGAUGCGUAGCGUUAUUCAGAAGGACCGGACCUUUGCUGUGCUUGCUCACAGUGAUGCAGCAGAACCGGAGGCUGAAUUUGGAACGACGGCGGAGAUAUACGCAUACAGGGAGGAGCAGGAGUAUGGCAUUGAAACUGUGAAAGUGAAAGCUGUUGGGAGGCAGAGAUUUAAGGUCCAUGAGAUAAGAACUCAAGCAGACGGAAUCAAACAAGCCAAAGUGCAGAUCCUCCCAGAACGAAUCCUGCCAGACCCACUCUCUGUCGUGCAACUGACGUCCUUGUCCAGGGUCCACAUGUCCCCCGCCUCCAAACUCCGAGCUAAGAGCUGUAAACAGGCUCAGCAUUGGUUGAAUCAGCAGAGAAAGUUUCACAGUGCCAGCCUGACUCCAUGGCCACCCUGGGUGUACUCCCUCUAUGACUCUGAGUCCCUCAUGAACAGAGUGAAAAAACAGCUCCACGAAUGGGAUGAGAAUCUAAAAGAUGAUUCGCUCCCGACAAACGCCGUAGACUUCUCCUACAGGGUGGCUGCCUGUCUGCCCAUAGAUGACGCUCUGCGGCUCCAGCUGCUCAAGAUUGGCAGCGCCAUCCAGAGACUCCGCUGCGAGCUGGACAUCAUGGACCGGGUAAGCUAAGUUCACC
This is a messenger RNA of Cyprinodon variegatus (sheepshead minnow), 1039 nucleotides long. Its product is annotated as protein cereblon-like. The coding region runs from base 64 to 1032 and encodes 322 amino acids. The transcript has 8 exons. The record is from RefSeq and is a predicted model, not a curated record. NCBI's taxonomy places the organism in Eukaryota, Metazoa, Chordata, Actinopteri, Cyprinodontiformes, Cyprinodontidae.